AUGGUCAUAAAGCCAUUUUUAUCAGCUGAAAGAAAAGCUUUGCAGAAGAUCGUAGGCCCGAUAAAGAAGAUAGGAGCUGGAGACCUGAUAGACGAAGCUAACAUAAUUGGUAAAGCCAAGGCCGCCGGCCGUCCCCUCGGCAGAUAUCGCUGGAAAGACGCCUUGGAGAAGGACCUAUGCGAGCUCCAAGUGCCCGAUUGGCAAGCAGUAGAGCGCGAUCUACAAAGAUGGCGUUCCCUAGUUUCGGAGGCCAAGGCUCGCAUUUGGUUGCCUUGCCAGCAGAGUAAGUAA
This is a messenger RNA of Pieris macdunnoughi, 291 nucleotides long. Lineage: Eukaryota; Metazoa; Arthropoda; Insecta; Lepidoptera; Pieridae. The record is from the annotation of a GenBank genome assembly.